CUGUAUAUAGUCUUGCAUGUCAAAAAUUUGCGACUGCGGUGAUGUUGAAGGUUAAGUGAACGGUGAAUAAACAAGUUACUGCUGUAAAACAUGGACAAGGCACAGUUUACUUUUGAGGAUAAAUGGCCAUAUAUGCGACCAAUCAUAUUGAAACUACUCAAGCAAGAGGCAGUUACGCAAACAGAAUGGCAGGAUUUAUUUUAUUCAGUCCAUGUGUGUUUGUGGGAUGAUAAAGGGCCACCAAAAUUACGCGAUGCUUUAAAAGAAGAUAUAAUGGAUUUUAUACAACAAGCUCAGCAGAGAGUUUUAGCACAUCAAGAAGAACAAGCUUUACUAAAAGCAUAUAUAGCUGAAUGGAGGAAAUUUUUUACUCAAUGUAACUAUCUACCAACACCAUUUAGACAAUUAGAAACGUAUCUUGCAGGAAAAACUGGCACCACUCACAAAAGAAAUCAACCAGAUGAUAUUGUUAGAAAGCUAAUGUUGGAUAGUUGGAACCAAAGUAUAUUCAAUGAAAUAAAACAAAGACUUCAGGAUGCUGCUAUGAGAUUAGUGCGAGCUGAACGGAAUGGUGAAGCAUUUGAUUCCCAGCUUGUUAUCGGUGUCAGAGAAUCUUAUGUAAACUUGUGUUCAAACCCAGUGGAUAAGCUUCAGAUAUAUAGGGAAAAUUUUGAAGCGGCAUACGUGCAAGCUACAGAGGCAUUUUAUUGGGUAAAAGCACCAGAAUACUUAUCCAAACAUGGUGUAGAAAAUUACAUGCGUUAUGCCGAUGCAAAAUUGAGAGAAGAAGAAUUGCGCGCUCAGAAAUAUCUUGAGCCAAACACCGCGAGUAUGCAGCGAUUAACGGACUGUUGUGUCAAAGUGUUGGUCGCGACCUUUACACCCGCUAUACUCGCGGAGUGCCCACGAAUGAUUCAACACAAUCAAACUGAUAAACUUCGUCUCAUGCUGAAGUUAAUGGACAGAGUGCCCGAUGGCGUUGGUCCGAUGUUGAAAAAUCUCGAAGACCAUAUCGCGAGCGCGGGUCUGGCAGAUAUGAUGGCAGCUGUAGAUGUUAUUACCCAAGAUUCCGAGAAAUAUGUAGAAAGACUGUUAGAGCUAUUCCAUAGAUUUUCGACGCUCGUUAAAGAGGCGUUCGAUGAUGAUCCGCGGUUUCUUACAGCACGCGACAAAGCUUAUAAGCUCGUAGUCAAUGACGCCUCAGUGUUUAAGUUAGAAUUGCCUACUCGACAGAGUUCUGGCAUCGGUGGCACGUCUGUUUUAAACAAUAGACCUAUUACUAAUAAUAACGGAUUAGCCGAGUCGAAGUGUCCGGAACUCCUCGCGAAUUUCUGUGAUAUGCUUCUUAGAAAAACGCCUCUCAGUAAAAAACUAACUACUGACGAAAUCGAAAGUAAAUUGAAAGAUGUGUUGUUGGUGUUGAAAUACGUUCAGAACAAAGACGUAUUUAUGCGUUAUCACAAGGCACAUUUAACUAGACGGUUAAUAUUAGACACGACCACAGAUUCGGAAAAGGAAGAGAACAUGGUAGACAUGCUUCGCGAAGUCGGUAUGCCUGCCGACUUUGUUAAUAAAUUAGCCCGUAUGUUCCAAGACAUUAAGGUAUCUCAGGAUUUGAAUCAGCAGUUCAAGGAGCAGUGUCGUGCCGCAAUUGCAGAUAGCAUAAAUAUUAAGAUUCUCAAUGCGGGCGCAUGGGCAAGAGGUAGUGAGCGAGUCACCGUGAGUUUACCGCUUCAAUUGGAAGAUUAUAUUCCCGAGGUUGAAGAAUUUUACAAAAAGAAACAUAGCGGAAGGAAAUUGCAAUGGCACCAUCACAUGUCGAAUGGAACGAUAACAUUUGCAAAUAAAGUAGGACGUUUUGACAUAGACGUGACUACAUUUCAAAUGGCAGUUUUAUUUGCUUGGAAUCAAAGACCCAACGAAAAGAUCUCAUACGAGAAUCUCCGAUUGGCCACCGAGCUUCCGGAUCCCGAACUGAGACGAACUCUGUGGUCUCUGUGUGCCUUCCCGAAGUUGAAACGGCAACUCCUUUUGGUGGAGCCGCAUGCGGCUACUCCAAAAGAUUUUGCGAACGACACGAGAUUUUGGGUGAAUCAAGAAUUCGCUAUUGUGAAAAACGGCAAAAUGCAAAAACGGGGAAAAAUCAACUUAAUAGGACGUCUUCAAUUGUCAACGGAACGUAGCAGAGAAGAAGACAACCAGUCUAUUGUACAGCUCAGAAUAUUACGAGUACAAGAAGCUAUCAUUAAAAUUUUGAAGAUGCGCAAAAAGAUCACAAAUGCGCAAUUGCAAACGGAACUUGUGGACAUACUGAAAAAUAUGUUUUUACCAAGCAAAAAGAUGAUAAAGGAACAGAUCGAAUGGCUCAUUGAACAUAAAUAUAUUCGCAGGCACGACGAUGACAUUAAUACAUUUGUGUAUAUGGCAUAACACGGAAUUUUUUUUUUAUAUACAUACAAGAUUGUUCUCCCUCUCGAGCUAUGGUUAAUAUUAUAUUUUUAUAAACACAAAAGAACGUUCGGUUUUCUCAUACGUGCGAGGAUAUAUAUGUACAUAUAUAUUCGAUUCGCUAUACCGCGUGAUUAUGUUUUACCUUCGUUUUUUUGUAAUACAGUGCAGAGAGUAGCGAUCCUUCUCUCAAUUAGAAUCUUGACACAAAACGCGUGUCGGUAGAGUAAAUUUUAUACUGCUUCCUCCCGAGACAACUGCCCGAUUAUUAUGAAUAAAAUGAAAUGUAUAGAAAAAAAAAAAGUGGAGUGUCGCAAUAAUAAGAACUUGUGUACAAUGUACAGUAUUGUACUACAAUGAGAAUAGCAUUUGUCAUUUAUAUCUCUCAUUCUCUAGAUUACUUUAAUUAGAUUAAAAAAACCGGAUUAAAUGAAAAAAAAAAAAAAA
Pseudomyrmex gracilis is the source of this 2895-nucleotide messenger RNA. RefSeq names its product cullin-5 (gene Cul5). Gene Ontology annotation, biological process: SCF-dependent proteasomal ubiquitin-dependent protein catabolic process; protein ubiquitination. The transcript has 11 exons. NCBI's taxonomy places the organism in Eukaryota, Metazoa, Arthropoda, Insecta, Hymenoptera, Formicidae. The record is from RefSeq and is a predicted model, not a curated record. The coding region runs from base 91 to 2430 and encodes 779 amino acids. Gene Ontology annotation, cellular component: SCF ubiquitin ligase complex; Cul5-RING ubiquitin ligase complex. Gene Ontology annotation, molecular function: ubiquitin protein ligase binding.